GUAUGGGCGGCGGCUGCCGGUAUUUUUGGAUCGGUCCCGUUUAUAAAACCGCCGGUACCGACCAGCAGAACGUUCAUUAGCACAUCCACAGCGGAUCAGCAGCCACACACAAGCCGCAGACCCGCCGCAGUCGUACAGAUUUCCUUCGUCGUAAACCGGUUCAAAAACCCAAACUAGCAAAAUGUGUGACGAUGAUGUAGCAGCUUUGGUAGUCGACAAUGGCUCCGGUAUGUGCAAGGCCGGUUUCGCUGGAGAUGACGCACCCCGUGCCGUCUUCCCCUCCAUCGUCGGCAGACCCCGUCAUCAAGGAGUCAUGGUCGGUAUGGGACAAAAGGACAGCUACGUAGGCGAUGAAGCCCAAAGCAAACGUGGUAUCCUCACUUUGAAAUACCCCAUUGAACACGGAAUCAUCACCAACUGGGAUGAUAUGGAAAAAAUCUGGCAUCACACUUUCUACAACGAAUUGCGUGUUGCCCCAGAAGAGCACCCAAUCUUGUUGACCGAAGCCCCAUUGAACCCAAAGGCCAAUCGUGAAAAGAUGACCCAAAUCAUGUUUGAAACCUUCAACACACCCGCCAUGUAUGUUGCCAUCCAAGCCGUACUCUCCUUGUACGCUUCCGGUCGUACUACUGGUAUCGUUUUGGACUCUGGUGACGGUGUCUCACACACAGUACCCAUCUAUGAAGGUUAUGCAUUGCCCCAUGCCAUCCUCCGUUUGGACUUGGCUGGUCGUGACUUGACCGACUAUUUGAUGAAGAUCUUAACCGAGAGAGGUUACAGCUUCACCACCACCGCUGAGCGAGAAAUCGUCCGUGACAUUAAGGAAAAAUUGUGCUAUGUCGCUUUGGACUUCGAACAGGAAAUGGCUACCGCUGCCGCUUCCACCUCAUUGGAGAAAUCCUAUGAAUUACCUGACGGACAGGUCAUCACCAUCGGAAACGAACGUUUCCGUUGCCCAGAAGCCUUGUUCCAACCUUCAUUCUUGGGAAUGGAAUCUUGCGGUAUCCACGAAACCGUAUACAACUCCAUCAUGAAGUGCGAUGUUGACAUCAGGAAGGACUUGUACGCCAACACCGUACUUUCCGGAGGUACCACCAUGUACCCAGGUAUCGCCGACAGAAUGCAAAAAGAAAUCACCGCCUUGGCUCCAAGCACAAUCAAGAUCAAGAUCAUUGCCCCACCAGAACGUAAAUACUCCGUAUGGAUCGGUGGUUCCAUCUUGGCUUCUCUGUCCACCUUCCAACAGAUGUGGAUCUCCAAACAAGAAUACGACGAAUCCGGCCCAGGCAUUGUCCACCGUAAAUGCUUCUAAGUCAUCACCUCCCACAAACAUACAAAAUCAAAAUUACAAUCACGCUUUAUGUUCAUUUAUACUGAAGAAAACCUAUGUGUUUUUUCUUUUUGUACAUAUCGAGACGAUUUUUGCGUCGUUUUACACGGGGAUAAAAUAACAGUUCGAUUUUUGAAAUAAAAAAAAAUGUAUUUAUUAGCGCGUUAAUCGUUUCGAAAUAAACGUUUCUAUACUA
Messenger RNA from Metopolophium dirhodum (rose-grain aphid), 1526 nucleotides. Its product is annotated as actin, muscle. The record is from RefSeq and is a predicted model, not a curated record. Bases 182 to 1312 code for a protein of 376 amino acids. Gene Ontology annotation, biological process: mitotic cytokinesis. The transcript is spliced from 4 exons. Lineage: Eukaryota; Metazoa; Arthropoda; Insecta; Hemiptera; Aphididae.